Messenger RNA from Ochlerotatus camptorhynchus, 1246 nucleotides. RefSeq names its product 17S U2 SnRNP complex component HTATSF1-like. Bases 101 to 1246 code for a protein of 381 amino acids. Gene Ontology annotation, cellular component: extracellular region. Lineage: Eukaryota; Metazoa; Arthropoda; Insecta; Diptera; Culicidae. The record is from RefSeq and is a predicted model, not a curated record. The transcript is spliced from 2 exons. Gene Ontology annotation, molecular function: chitin binding.
CGUAAUGAUUCGGUCAGUAGUCGCCCAUUGGAAGCUGAUCAGUUGGUGCCGAGUGGGAUAAUAAUAGUGUUGUGUGUAGAUUGUUUUUUGGAAUUAGAAAAUGAACGGUCGAAUCUGCUUGGCCGCAGUGCUAUUGCUGGUCGUGGCAGUGGCCAAUGGCUUCCCAACCCAGCGCAAUCCUGACUUUGAUUGUACCAUCGAAGGACACCAGGGUGUGUAUUUGCCUCAUCCGGAGUCUUGCUCCAAGUACAAGAUCUGUUUCAACGGAGGACUGGUGGACGGUAACUGCCCAGAUGGAUUGUUGUUUGACGAGGCAUCUCAAGGAUGUGAUCUGCCCGAGCGAGUACACUGCCAUUUGAAUGACGAUGACGAUGAGGAAGUAGAGGUUCCCGAAGAGCCAGAGGAUGAGACAGAGCCAGCUCCAGAGGAGGAAGAGGAACAAACUCCAGAGGAUGAAGAUGAGGAACCUGCGCCAGAGGAAGAACCUACGCCAGAAGACGAGGAAGAGGAAGUAGAAGAAAUCCCUGAGGAUGAAGAGGAACCGGCACCAGAAGAAGAACCAGCACCAGAGGAAGAGGAAGUUGAGGUAGAAGAACCCGUUCCAGAACCAGAAGAGGAAGACCUGACUCCUGAGGAGCUGCCUGAGAGCCAGACGAACAAGGUCGAUGAUGAUGAUGAUGAUGAUGAUAAGGAAGAAGUAGAAGACGAGCAAGAACCAACUCCUGAGGAAGAAGAGGAGACCACUGAAGACGACGAUGAGGAAGAACAGCUCCCAGAACCGGAGGAAGAAGAUGAAACUCCAGAAGGUGAAGUAGAUGAGACCGUUCCAGAGCAGGAAGAGACUGAGGAUGACGUUCCAGCUGAAGAAAAGGAAAGCAAGAAGAGGAAACACGUUGAUGAUGAUGAUGAUGAGGAAGUAGUUGAGGAAGAAGAAGAAGAAGAAGGAGAGCUUACUCCUGAAGAGGAAGAGGAAGUACCGGAAGUUGAUGAUGAGGAAGAACAGGUUCCAGAAGAUGAGGAAGAAACAGAGGUAGAAGAGACCGUUCCAGAACAGGAAGAGCCUGAAGAAGAAGAGGAAGAAGUAGAUGUACCAGCUGAUGAAGACGAAAGCAAAAAUAAGAAACACGUUGAUGAUGAUGAUGAUGAUGACGAUGAGGAAGAAGAAGAAGUAACCACUGAUGCCAACGAAGAAGAGGAGGAAGAUUCAACGCAAGAGCCUGAAGGUAACAAAAAUGAAAAGAAUUAA